GCACUCCAUUAAAGCUCAUCUCGCCAUGCUCGUCUCUCCCCCGAGAUCCGCACCUCCCCGCCGGUGAGUAUGGCUCCCCGGCCGCAGUCCCCGUGCUCUUCUCCCCGGGCUAAGCUCCGUAAGGGAGGUGGCGCGGUGCCGCAGAGCCCGCGGCGGCUCGUGGUGGUAGUGGUGUCGGCGGCGCUUAGAAGGAGGGGAUUGUUGUUGUUGGUUCCACUGAUGUAUUUGGUAGCUAUGGUUGUGUUCAUGGGGUGCUGGGAUCUUGAGUUCGUGCCGGUGAGGGUUGGGGUUGCCAUUCUCCGGCGGUCGCCGCCCGGCGCGGUGUAUAAAAGCCCUCAGGUUUUCAAGAAACUUUGGCCUUUCAUGCAAGCUGAUGUUAAUCACUCCAAUGCGUUGGCAACAGCUUGGCAUUCAAAAGCAAGCCAGAGAUGGAAGUCUUGUUUCAGCAAGAAAUUGCAUAAAAAAGAAUUGCCACCUUCAAAUGGCUUUCUAAUAAUUGAAGCAAAUGGUGGCCUCAAUCAACAGCGUUUAUCAAUCUGUGAUGCUGUGGCUGUAGCUGGCAUGUUAAACGCAACUCUGGUUAUCCCCAUGUUUCAUCUGAACAGUGUUUGGCGUGAUUCUAGCAAGUUUGGUGAUAUUUUUGAUGAAGAAUACUUCAUUGAUACCCUCAAAAGCCAUGUAAGAGUGGUUAAGGAGCUCCCCGAAGAUAUCCUGCAGCGGUUUGACAAUAAUAUCAGCAACAUAAUCAAUAUGAGAGCAAAGGCCCUAUCAACCAAAUCCUAUUAUCUACAAAAGGUCCUUCCAAAAUUGUUAGAAUUGGGGGCAGUGCGUAUUGCUCCUUUCUCAAAUAGAUUGGCACAUUCAGUUCCACCCAGCAUUCAAGCUCUGAGAUGUUUGGCCAAUUAUGAAGCUUUACAAUUUUCUGAACCAAUAAGAGGCCUUGCAAAAGAUAUGGUAGACAGGAUGCUGAAGAAAAGCUCAAACACCAGUGGGAAGUAUAUAUCAGUGCAUCUUCGUUUUGAAGAGGAUAUGGUAGCGUUUUCUUGUUGUACUUACGAUGGUGGAAAGGAGGAGAAACGUGAGAUGGAUAAUGCUCGGGAAAGGAGCUGGCGAGGCAAGUUUAGAAGACCUGGUAGGGUGAUAAAUCCAGAAGCAAAUAGAAUGGAUGGAAAAUGCCCAUUAACUCCACUGGAGGUUGGAAUGAUGCUUAGAGGCAUGGGAUUUGGAAAUAAUACACCAAUUUAUGUUGCUUCGGGUAAAAUAUACAAUGCAGAAAAAUAUAUGGCACCUCUCCGUCAAAUGUUUCCACUGUUAGAGACAAAAGAAACUCUAGCUUCUGCAGAUGAGCUUGCCCAAUUCAAGGGAUAUUCAUCUCGGCUGGCUGCGCUUGAUUAUACAGUUUGCGCUCACAGUGAAGCAUUCGUUACAACUCAAGGUGGCAAUUUUCCACAUUUUCUACUGGGACACAGGCGAUACCUUUAUGCUGGACAUUCAAAGACAAUACAACCUGACAAAAGGAAACUGGUCUUAGCUCUGGAUAACCCCAACAUCAGAUGGGAUAGAUUCAAGCGAAGUAUGCAGGAAAUGCUUCGGCGAAGUGAUUUAAAGGGUGUUGGACAAAGGAAAAGCAAUGCAUCCAUCUACACAUUUCCCAUGCCCGACUGCAUGUGCCAGCAGCAAUCAGAAACAUAAAGUCGCAGAGUGUAUACGAUGAAAACCAGUCAUAUAUCAUACUCAAAAGUAGGAUUUGUUGAUACCCAUGUAAGUAUUCUCACAUCUACGAUGAUUUCAUUCCCUUAGAAAUUCUUUCAAUUUUUUCAUAGAUCAGCAGCAUUCCUGUUUGUUCUAAUUUUAGUUGUCUAUAUUUUGAUCAUUCUCAUGUUCUGUAUUCCUUCCUUCGUCCAAUUCUUUGUGUAUGUAAAAAAUAUCAAGUUGUAUCCUACGGUCAAAACUUUUCGUAAUAUCACCGAUUUGUCAGUCUUUUUUUUUGCUCCAAGUACUAACCGAUGAUUUGGACACGGCGAUUAUCGCCGGUUUUUAUCAUUACAUGUUUUGAUUCAACCAAGUUUGUCACCUACCAGAUGUUAUUAUUCUUUUGUAUUAUUCUGUGUUUGUUUUGUUGA
This is a messenger RNA of Dioscorea cayenensis subsp. rotundata (Guinea yam), 2123 nucleotides long. Its product is annotated as O-fucosyltransferase 9-like. The record is from RefSeq and is a predicted model, not a curated record. Bases 70 to 1692 code for a protein of 540 amino acids. The transcript has 10 exons. Lineage: Eukaryota; Viridiplantae; Streptophyta; Magnoliopsida; Dioscoreales; Dioscoreaceae.